Molecule: messenger RNA, 1125 nt
Organism: Prunus armeniaca (apricot)
Lineage: Eukaryota; Viridiplantae; Streptophyta; Magnoliopsida; Rosales; Rosaceae
Source: the annotation of a GenBank genome assembly
AUGGGGGGCAAUGAUAAGAGGAAGCGAAGCGAAAGUGAAGGAGGAGAUGAACAACCAAUGGAGAAGAAGAGGGAGAUUCUGCCGUCGAUGAUAAAGAACAAGGAGAAGAGGUCGGCGAUCCACGCCAAGCUCAAGCAACAGAAGAAACUCGAGAAGCGCAAGAAGGCCAAAGCUCGCGACGCCGCCGAGAAGCGCGCUCUCGAGCUCGGCGAGGAGCUUCCGGCGAAGAAGAUCCCUAAGACGAUUGAGAACACCAGGGAAUUCGAUGAGACUGUUUGUAAGCCCGACGACGAAGAGCUGUUUGCUGGAAAUGAUGCCGAUGAAUUUAGUUCGAUUUUAAAGCGCGAAAGGACUCCAAAAAUAUUAAUCACUACUUGCCGUUUCCAUUCUUCUAGGGGGCCUGAUUUAAUAAAGGAACUACUUUCAGUGAUCCCAAAUGCACACUACUAUAAACGAGGAACGUAUGACUUGAAAAAGAUUGUAGAAUUUGCAAAUAAGAAGGACUUCACAUCUAUAAUUGUUGUUCACACCAAUCGCAGGGAACCAGAUGCUUUCGUAAUAAUUGGCUUACCUACUGGACCUACUGCCCAUUUCAAGCUCUCAAAUCUUGUUUUACGCAAGGAUAUCAAGAAUCAUGGAAAUCCAACCAGUCAUGAGCCUGAGCUUGUAUUAAACAAUUUUACAACACGCCUUGGUCAUCGUAUUGGAAGAUCAAUACAGUCACUUUUCCCACAAGAACCAAACUUUCCUGGUCGGCGAGUUGUAACUUUCCACAACCAGCGAGAUUUUAUAUUCUUCCGGCAUCAUCGGUAUAUUUUUGAAGCCAAAGAGACUAAACAGACUGAGUCAAAAGGUAAAAAGACCAAGGAUGCCAAGGGUGAGAGUGAACCUCAAGGGAAAGUGAUUGCCCGUCUUCAGGAGUGUGGCCCUCGUUUCACCCUUAAACUACUCAGUCUGCAGCAUGGGACCUUUGAUACUAAAGGCGGGGAAUAUGAGUGGGUUCACAAGUUGGCUGUAUAUUUUUCUCCUACUCAUUUGAUUUACAGCCGGAAAUGGACACUAGCAGGAGGAGUUGCUACCCCGUGGCCAGUAGUAAAUCAGCCCGGAACAUUUUUUGUAUUUUAA